Messenger RNA from Durusdinium trenchii, 1431 nucleotides. NCBI's taxonomy places the organism in Eukaryota, Dinophyceae, Suessiales, Symbiodiniaceae. The record is from the annotation of a GenBank genome assembly.
AAGAUCUUUGGCACAAAAUGCAAUGUAUAGUGAAGGUGUUCUUCCCUUUGUGACAAUGGUUUCUGCAGGAGCAGGUCAUUCACUGCUUCUGCGAAAUGAUGGGAGUGCUGUGGCUUGCGGAAGGAACCAAUAUGCACAAUGCAACAUUCCACCUUUGGAGGAGGGUAUGUGCUACACCCAAGUUUCUGCAGGAGGUGGUCAUUCAGUGCUUUUACGAAGUGAUGGGAGUGCUGUUGCUUGCGGGUGGAACCAAUAUGGGCAAUGCGACAUUCCGCCUUUGGAGGAGGGAGUGUGCUACACCCAAGUUUCUUCAGGAGGAGCACACUCAGUGCUUUUGCGAAGUGAUGGGAGCGCUGUUGCUUGUGGAGCCAACGAUGAUGGACAAUGUGACAUUCCACCUUUGGAGGAGGGAGUGUGCUACACCCAAGUUUCUGCAGGAGGAGGUCAUUCAGUGCUUCUGCGAAGUGAUGGGAGUGCUGUUGCUUGCGGAUCCAACCUUAUGGGACAACGCAACAUUCCACCUUUGGAGGAGGGAAUGUGCUACACCCAAGUUUCUGCAGGAAGAAGACAUUCAGUGCUUUUGCGAAGCGAUGGGAGUGCUGUUGCUUGCGGAGGGAACGAUCUUAGACAAUGCAACAUUCCACCUUUGGAGAAGGAAGUGUGCUACACGCAAAUUUCUGCAGGAAAUGAUUUUUCAGUGCUUCUUCGAAGUGAUGGGAGCGCCGUUGCUCGCGGAGCGAACGAUGAGCGACAAUGCAGCAUUCCCAUGUUUGCAACCGGUAGCUAUGUUUCUGACUUUGGUAAAGACUGCGUCUUGCAAGCAGGCGUUGCCUUGGAAGAUGAUGGAGCUGUGCUGACAUGCUGUGAUUUGGCCGGGCAUGAGGUAUUGCGACUGAGGGUAAAUGCAUCUGACAAAGCCUGGGAUACGCAUAAGCGCAUUGUGAGUGACCUUCAGGUUAACCUUCAAAAUCUUCGUUUAGUCUUGCCUGAUGGACAGUUGUUGGCCUCAAUCUGCAGGGUAAGUCCACUGGCCACGAUUGCAGAUUUGAGUGAACGGCAGUGAACUGCAGUGAAGCGUGUUCCAUUGUGUUCUAGCUCCGUCAUGAGCAAAGGGGAUCACUAAUAUCCAAAUCAAGCCAAUACAGUGCAAGUUAAUGCAGUGCCCACUCAGUCAUUGCUGUGCAGUUGCCAACUGCCCACAAGUGGAGUUUCUAGGACGUCAUGUCUUACACCCAGAUGUUUGCAUCCAGAGUGAAGGCAUCGCUGUUGCUUGCGGACGUUGAGUUUCGGAAACAUGGGACAUCCCUGGCUGUUUUUCUUUGCAGCCAUACGCAACUUGCGCAAUAAAAACGAUCAAACAAGUUAAAGACGAUUCAGACCAUGCAAAAUCCGUGGACUAUUAUAUAGACAUGAUCUUGUAAAGACAUCUAA